AUGGCCAAUUGUACAUGUGUGACCAGAUUCCUCCUGCUGGGGUUCUCGGAGGUCCGGGAGCUGCAGCUGGUCCAUGCCGCGCUGUUCCUCCUGGUCUACCUGGUAGCCCUGACGGGGAAUCUCCUCAUCGUCGCCGUCACCGCCCUCGACCGGAGACUCCACACCCCCAUGUACUUCUUCCUCAGGAACCUCUCCUUCAUAGACGUCUGCUACAUCUCCGUCACCGUCCCCAAAUCCAUAUUCAAUUCCCUGGCCCACAGGUGUGAUAUUCGUUUCCCAGACUGUGUUCUUCAAGUAUUCUUCUUCAUCUCCCUGGCGUCUGCCGAGAUGGGCGUCCUCACGGUGAUGUCCUACGACCGCUACGCCGCCAUCUGCCGCCCCCUGCUCUAUGAUGCUGUCAUGAGCAGAGGGGCCUGUGCGAAGAUGGCGGCCACCUCCUGGCUCAGCGGAGGCUUUGCCGGGCUGAUGCACACAGCCGCCACCUUCUCUAGAACCUUCUGUGGUUCCAACAUGAUCCAACAGUUCUUCUGUGACAUCCCCCAGCUCGUAAGAAUAUCCCAUAGUAAAGGCAACGUUGCAGAAGUGGGAGUCUCUCUGGGAACUAUAAGUCUCGCCCUCGCCUGUUUUGUUUCCAUGGUGGUGUCUUAUGUUUACAUCAUUUCCACCGUGUUGAAGAUGCCGUCUGCUGAGGGCCGCUCCAAAGCCUUCUCCACCUGCCUGCCCCACCUCGUCGUGGUGAUUUCUUUUCUCUCGACGAGUAGCUUCGCCUACUUAAAGCCGACAACAGAGUCCCCGUCUGCCCUGGAUUUGUUGCUGUCCAUGUUCUAUGCCGUGGUGCCCCCUGCCCUGAACCCCCUCAUCUACAGCCUAAGGAACCGGGACAUGAAGUCUGCCCUGGAGAAGAUGCUGGGCAGAAAACUUUCCCUGUAG
Molecule: messenger RNA, 930 nt
Organism: Ornithorhynchus anatinus (platypus)
Lineage: Eukaryota; Metazoa; Chordata; Mammalia; Monotremata; Ornithorhynchidae
Product: olfactory receptor 14A16-like
Exons: 1
Coding region: 1-930 (309 amino acids)
Biological process (GO): G protein-coupled receptor signaling pathway
Cellular component (GO): membrane
Molecular function (GO): odorant binding; G protein-coupled receptor activity; olfactory receptor activity
Source: RefSeq, a predicted model, not a curated record